Papaver somniferum (opium poppy) is the source of this 774-nucleotide messenger RNA. RefSeq names its product putative pentatricopeptide repeat-containing protein At5g06400, mitochondrial. Gene Ontology annotation, molecular function: protein binding. The coding region runs from base 1 to 774 and encodes 257 amino acids. The transcript has a single exon. The record is from RefSeq and is a predicted model, not a curated record. NCBI's taxonomy places the organism in Eukaryota, Viridiplantae, Streptophyta, Magnoliopsida, Ranunculales, Papaveraceae.
AUGAAGCAAAAUCAGUUUGUUGACGGAAAAGUAUAUGGAAUUGUUAUAACUGGGCAUUUAAAAAGAGGCGACUUUGAGGAUGCCUUUCAAGCUUUUACUGUAAUGAAAGAAUCUGGACAUAGCCACACUGCAGAGACCUAUAACAUGGCCAUAAAAUUAUCUGGAUCUGGGAAAGAUUCUAUACACAUGAGAAACCUCUAUUUGGAAAUGAGAAGAAAAAGGCUCUUUGGUAACUUCAGAAACAUGGACUAUCAUGAUGAUGCAUAUGCUCGAGCAGGUUCGACUGAGAUUGCUAUAAAGAAAUUUAAAGAAAUGAUAAGUGAUGGGUGUAAAACAAAUGGAAACACGUUCAAGUAUUUGCUAAUGUUUCUUUGUGUGAAGAAUGGCCGAAAGGUAGAUGAAGCCGUCAAACUGUUCCAUGACAUGAUCAGGGCUAAAUAUGUGCCUGACAAAGAACUGGUUGAAAUCUAUCUUAAUUGUCUGUGUGAAGUAGGAAAAGUAUCAGAUGCUCAAAAAUGCAGGGAAUAUUUAUGCAAGAGUGGGUUUAGCAAGCCUCUUAGCUAUUCGUUGGUCAUUAGGGCUCUUCGCCGUGGGAGGCUAGAUGAAGCUCUGGUUAUGGUAGAUGAAGUAGUAGGGGAAGAAAGAUCUAAACUUGAUCAAUAUAUUUACGGAAGUCUUGUUCAUGGUUUACUAAGAGCAGGUAGGGUGGUUGAAGCCUUAGCGAAGGUGGAUCAUAUGAAACAGGAAGGUAUCAAUCCAACAGUCCAUGAAUAA